CUCUCUCUCGCUCUCUCCUCCCCUCUGAGAUAGAGAGACACAGCUUUGGUUAGAGGACGAAGAAAAACUGGGAUUUUGCAAGCGGGGAAUUGGCCAAAUUAAACGUAAUCAUGCUGUUGUUAUAUCACUCUCACAUCUGGCCUCAGGGUGAUUGGCGGGGGCACCUCCGCCUGUGCCUGCUGUCUGUGCGGUCAACCAGGGGGUGACAGGACAAGCGAGGUGGGCAAGGACGAUCCAUGGCGCACUAACCAUGCCUCCGGCCCGGCCCGGAGCACCAAACUUUCAUCGGCAACGCCCGGAAGUGAGUGGGAUCGACACGGCAUUUCAGGUGUUGGAGCGGAUAAAGAAUACACUAGGCUUUCUGUUGUCUGUCCACUGUAAGUGCUGCUGAGGACUGGCUGCUCCAGAUUCCACUGACUGAACCGCCCAUCCGCGCAUCUGUCUGUGUGUGAAGGAUUGUUUUAUCCUGGGGUCCCAAGGCUUUGCACUGGCUGAACCAGAGCCAUGGAGGUGGCCCUGGUAGACUUUGAGAGCCUGGGUGAUCUUGAUGGCAGCCUUGAAGAUGAGUUGGACACCUAUGCUGAUGAGACUACAGCUCUCACAGUGGACAUCCCCCAGGGGCCCAACAGCCCUCGCAGCAAGUACCUUCUGCGAGUCCCUCAGCUGUCUUCUACACCCUCCCACCACAGUCCAGUGUCUUCCCACAUGUGGGAAUCCACCUCAUCUUCACCCAUUCCUCAGACACAGACACUGACAGUACCACAGUCUCCAACCAUGCCAACUCCAAACAGACAGGGACGCAGCAGCUGCGCCAGUAUGAUCUCAAACUGGAAGUUACUGCUGAACAGCGAGGGCACUAAGGAAAGUGAGACCAUUUUCAGCCGACUUGCCAAGGAGUGCUGCGAGGAUCUGUUUGUUGAUAAAAAGGGUCUGGAUGACGGAGACCAGAAAGUCAUCAUCAACAUUGCAGGUCUUCGUUUUGAGACCCAGCUUAAGACAUUGGACCAGUUUCCUGAUACACUGUUAGGAGAUCCUCUGAAGAGGAUGGACUAUUUUGAUCCAAUGAGAAAUGAGUAUUUCUUUGAUCGAAACAGACCCAGCUUUGACGGGAUCUUGUAUUACUAUCAGUCAGGGGGUAAGGUGAGGCGUCCAGCUAACGUUCCCCUGGAUGUGUUCGCAGAUGAAAUUUUGUUCUAUGAGCUUGGAAGCGAGGCCAUGGAGCAGUUCAGGGAAGAUGAGGGAUUCAUAAAGGAUGUUGAAAUCCCUUUACCUGACAAUGAUGUGUACAGACAAUUCUGGCUGUUGUUUGAGUACCCAGAGAGUUCGAACGCAGCCCGAGGUGUAGCACUGGUGUCCGUUUUUGUCAUUGUAAUAUCCAUCAUUAUUUUCUGCAUGGAGACUCUGCCAGAAUUUAGAGAUGACAGUGACCCAAUCGUGCCCACAGCUGUACUGCCUUUCAACUACUCUACAUUUUACACUUCUGCGGCUCCGUCUGCUACGAAGCCCACAACUUUCUCUGAUCCCUUCUUCAUCAUUGAGUCUGCAUGCAUUGCGUGGUUCUUCUUUGAGCUGUGUGUGAGAUUUGUGGUCUGUCCUAGUAAAAAGGACUUUUUCAACAACCUCAUGAACAUCAUAGACAUUAUAUCCAUCAUCCCUUAUUUUGUUACUGUGGUUACAGAACUGGUCACAACGCCUCAGGAGAGCUCAGGACAGAACAUGUCUUUGGCUAUUCUGCGAAUCAUUCGUCUGGUGAGAGUGUUUCGUAUAUUCAAACUCUCACGUCACUCCAAGGGGCUGCAGAUCCUGGGACAGACUUUGAAGGCCAGUAUGCGUGAGCUAGGGUUGCUCAUCUUCUUUCUCUUCAUUGGAGUCAUCCUCUUCUCCAGUGCUAUCUACUUUGCUGAGGUAGACGAGCCUAACACACAGUUUGUAAGCAUACCUGACGGCUUCUGGUGGGCUGUGGUUACCAUGACCACAGUUGGCUACGGUGAUAUGUGUCCCAUUACGAUGGGGGGUAAAAUGGUGGGCACCUUGUGUGCCAUCGCAGGCGUGCUGACAAUUGCUUUGCCUGUUCCUGUCAUUGUCUCCAACUUUAAUUACUUCUACCACAGAGAGACAGAAGCAGAGGACAAGCUACCAUUGGCAGAUGCUGUUGAGCAAGCCAUGAAGACAGAGAUGAGUUCAGAACAGGGCAGCAACACCUCGCUCAGUAAAGCCAAUGGCAUCCGACAAAUUGACAGAGGACAAUAACUACUGUGGAAGGGGACAAUUCUGAAUAUGAGACUUUGAACAAAGCUGGAAAGAAAUUUCAGCUCACAGAAUAGUAAGGGUAAAUAAGUGUUAGCAUUUCCCUUAACUGAUAAAAUCAGUUACAUAAAAUGUUUUUACUGAGUGAAAAAGUGUGUUUUAUAAGGACAAGCAGGAUGUACUGUACUAACCUCAUUGUGUCUACCAUGAAAUUGACCCCAAAAUGGCACAUAAGCAGAUCAAUUCACUUAGUUCAUGUUCAAGAUUGUAUGUCAGCAUAGUUCACUUUAUGUAAGGACUCAUCUUUUGUUGCAUAAAAGCAGAAAACACAUUUCCACUUUCUGUAUGUAUGUAUGUAUGUAUGUAUGUAUGUAUGUAUGUAUGUAUGUAUGUAUGUAUGUAUGUAUGUAUGUAUGUAUGUAUGUAUGUAUGUAUGUAUGUAUGUAUGAGGAUUAGUAUUUCUUAUACUUAUUUGUAUUGGCUUUGCUAUUGAUCCUUUUCAAACAAAGCUUUGAUAGUUUGGUAACAAGCUGCACAAACACAACUUUCAGACUGUUCCUUCCAGGACUAUGGCACCCAAUUCAUUUUGUUACAAACACAAGGCAGAUGUUGAUUUGGAGAAUAUGAAAAUUUGAUCUCAAAGUAACAAAGUUUUAAGCACAAGUUCUACGACAUCCGAAAGAUUUUGGUGUAUUAUCAAGUGUAACAGGAAAAUGGUCAGUCUAACAUAAAUAAGACCAAGAUGUACAAAGUAGCAUUGACAAAACAAACACAAUACUCCUGCAAGAGUUGUGAAUGAGUAACUUGUGAAUAGUUUCUUUCCUGUAUUUAUUUAUUUAUAUAAAAAUAUAUCUUGAUACUCUUCUAUUUAUUCUUUUUCUUUGAUAUGCAGUGUGGGUAACCAUCCUUCUCUGGUGUUAAAGGUCUGACUGACUGACUGACUCCACACUAUGUACUAUAAUGGAGUGCCUUAAAAUCUGUAACAAUGAGAAACUGAUGACUUUGCCAUACAUAUUCUUACUGUAAUAUUUGUCAUGUAUCAUCCAUAUAUGCUCAAUAACUGGUUUCAGCUUUGCUUGAAAAUGUAGAAGUUUUAACCUCUCUUUUUUUCCAACAAAGAAACACAUUCUGACCUUAACAUAGUCAAAGUGUAGUGGCUCCCCUCUUUCUGAGGUUUAUAUUGUCUGUCAAAGUUCUGGAUUUAAUUUACAAAUAUCACUUUUUUCAUUAAUUAGCUUCUAAUUACCUUUUUGUUUGACCUUCUGAGAAAGUGAACCUUUGGAUGGCAAUACAAGAAAAUGAGUCCCCCCCAAAAAAACCCUGAAGAUAAAAAGAUAAACAGAGAGGCCAAAGAUUGAUCAAUGAAUAAUGAAGGGAACUGGUACUCCGGAAGGGCCAUGAUGUGUCAUGAUUCAUCUUAUUUUUAAGGAGUUAUAGCGAAUUAUACUGUAUCAGUGUAACGGAUGGAAGAAAGCUUUAGAUCUGUAACUGAAAUCCAGAUAAGCAAACUUAUGAUCACAUUCAGAUGUGUUGUUGUCUGGUGUAAAGAUGAUAUGGUAUGAUGAGAUAUUUUUUUUAAUUGGUCAGUGCUUCAUCUGUAAAGUCACUAUUGACUUCAAAGGUAGACUCAUCUGAAGUGAUGCCCUGCAUCAUGGUAGCUACAACAGGUCAGAGUUAAGAACCCUAACAAGACCACUACACUGUAUCUGUAUUUGUAUUUGUAUGUAUGAUUACAUUUCAGUAUACAAUUUACUGUAAUGUCUGCAAUAUAUUCUGAGAUUUUAAAUCACA
Molecule: messenger RNA, 4038 nt
Organism: Notolabrus celidotus (New Zealand spotty)
Lineage: Eukaryota; Metazoa; Chordata; Actinopteri; Labriformes; Labridae
Gene: kcna10a
Product: potassium voltage-gated channel subfamily A member 10
Exons: 2
Coding region: 505-2250 (581 amino acids)
Biological process (GO): potassium ion transmembrane transport; protein homooligomerization
Cellular component (GO): membrane; voltage-gated potassium channel complex
Molecular function (GO): delayed rectifier potassium channel activity; protein binding
Source: RefSeq, a predicted model, not a curated record